GCUGCUGCAGACUCACAGCGGCUCGGUUUCACUCUAGAGCAGCAUCAGCAAACAUCGGUCACCAUGGGGAACUGCUGCGACACCAUGUGCAACGCCAUCACUCCUGCGAAGAACACCAAUGUGCGAGUGAGUCUGCCGGCCGUCUGCUUCGUCUGGCAGAUCGCCAUGAUCAUCCUCUUUGGAGUUUUCAUACGAUACGAUGAAGAAUCCGACGCACACUGGUCCGAGCACAUGCAGUCGCACAACAUCACCAGUGACAUCGAGAAUGACUUUUACUUCAGAUAUCCCAGCUUCCAGGAUGUGCACGUCAUGAUCUUCGUGGGCUUCGGCUACCUCAUGACCUUCCUCAAACGCUACAGCUUCGGUGGAGUUGGCUUCAACUUCCUCAUCGCCGCCUUCGGCCUGCAGUGGGCUCUCCUCAUGCAGGGCUGGUUCCACGCUCUGGACCACACCACCGGGAAAAUCUCCAUCGGGGUUGAGAGUUUGAUCAACGCCGAUUUCUGCUGCGCCGGCUCCUUGAUUGCCUACGGAGCUCUGCUGGGGAAGGUCAGUCCGGUCCAGCUGAUGGUGGUCACCUUGUUUGGCGUCACGCUCUUUGCCGUGGAGGAGUACAUCAUCCUCGACCUUCUCCACUGCAGAGACGCCGGAGGCUCCAUGGUCAUCCAUUGCUUCGGAGGCUACUACGGCCUGGCCAUCUCCUGGAUCCUCUACCGACCCAGCCUACACCAGAGCAAGAACUUGAACGGCUCAGUCUACCACUCUGACGUGUUUGCCAUGAUCGGUACGCUGUUCCUGUGGAUGUUCUGGCCCAGUUUCAACUCCGCCAUCACCGAUCAUGGAGACGGUCAGCACCGAGCCGCCAUCAACACCUACCUGGCCCUCGCCUCCUCCGUCCUCACCACAGUGGCCAUCUCCAGCAUGUCGCAGAAGGGAGGGAAGCUGGACAUGGUUCACAUCCAGAAUGCCACCUUGGCCGGAGGCGUUGCCAUGGGAACCUCCGCCGAGUUCAUGAUCACUCCAUACGGUUCUCUGAUCGUGGGCUUUCUCUGCGGCAUCAUCUCCACCUUCGGCUACCUGUUUGUCACACCCUUCUUAGAGAAAUAUCUGAAGCUCCAGGACACCUGCGGGGUACACAAUCUGCACGCCUUCCCGGGGAUGCUGGGAGGUUUUACAGGCGCCAUUGUUGCUGCUGCUGCCACUAAGGCUGUCUACAGCGAACAGGGGUUGAUCGACGUGUUCGACUUUGAGGGACAAUACGCGAACAGAUCACCGGGAACCCAGGGCGGCUUCCAGGCUGCUGGGACAUGCGUCUCCAUCGCAUUCGGCCUUGUAGGGGGCGCCAUUGUUGGUCUUAUUCUGAAAAUCCCCAUCUGGGGCGACCCUGCUGAUGACAACUGCUUCGAUGAUGAAGUCUACUGGGAGGUCCCUGAGGAUGAGGAGAGCUUCCCCCCAGUGCUGGAGUACAACAACCACAUGAUUCACAAGCACCAAGACAUAUCUGAAUCCAACUUUUCAGUGGACCAGAGCUAAAGCUGAGAUCUGAGACUGGGACCUGAGGCGAUAAUUGACCAAGAAACGUGCAUGAGAUUACGCUGAUCCACCACUGGCUUUUGGUUCUGAACAUGGAUUCACCCUCUGGACCUUUGUAUGACAGAGGAGAUAUUAAUAACCGUUAAUUUAAGACAAUAAUCUGUGUACAUCGUGACAAUCAGGAAACCCAUAAUUGAAGUGAAAAGGAUUAUAAUGUUCAUUUUUGAUGUCUAUAAUAGCAUUUGAUGUUAGGAUCACUAUAAGAUUGGUGCGUUUGUCUGUAAAAUAUGAUAAGAAAUAUGAAUACAUGAAACUUAAUUUCCUUCCGGCGAUACUGAAGUUUGUUGAACAAGUUGUAAGUAGUGAGUUGCACCUCUUGAUAUGUGCUCUGUAAAUAUCACAAUAAUCUACCUUUUAUUGAUGUUAUGUGUUUCAUCUCUUCAAUGUGAAGUUGAAGUUAUUAAAGUAAUAAAGACAUAUAAACAAA
This is a messenger RNA of Synchiropus splendidus (mandarinfish), 2017 nucleotides long. It is a transcript of the gene rhcga, whose product is annotated as Rh family, C glycoprotein a. The record is from RefSeq and is a predicted model, not a curated record. The transcript has 11 exons. Gene Ontology annotation, biological process: ammonium homeostasis; ammonium transmembrane transport. Gene Ontology annotation, molecular function: ammonium channel activity. The coding region runs from base 64 to 1530 and encodes 488 amino acids. Lineage: Eukaryota; Metazoa; Chordata; Actinopteri; Syngnathiformes; Callionymidae. Gene Ontology annotation, cellular component: plasma membrane.